Sorex araneus (European shrew) is the source of this 3535-nucleotide messenger RNA. RefSeq names its product folate hydrolase 1 (gene FOLH1). The coding region runs from base 37 to 2271 and encodes 744 amino acids. Lineage: Eukaryota; Metazoa; Chordata; Mammalia; Eulipotyphla; Soricidae. The record is from RefSeq and is a predicted model, not a curated record. The transcript has 19 exons. Gene Ontology annotation, molecular function: carboxypeptidase activity.
GGCAGGCGGCGAGGCAGCGCGCGGCGGCCGGGCUCCAUGUGGACCUUCCGGGGCGCAGGCCGGUGCCCCCGCGGGCAGUGCGCGUCCGCCCUGGGGCUGGCCUCGGGGCUGCUGGGCCUGGGCUUCCUGCUCGGAUGGUUUAUGAAGUCAUCCCAUGAAGCUACUAAAACUGAUCUACAUCAUGAUAUGAAGAUGGCCUUUUUUGAAGAAUUGAAUGCUGAGAACAUCAAGAAAUUCUUAUAUAAUUUUACAAGAAUACCACAUUUAGCAGGAACAAAACAAAACUUUCAUCUUGCAAAGCAAAUUCAAUCCCAGUGGAAAGAAUUUGGCCUGGAUUCUGCUGAGUUGGUCCAGUAUGACGUCCUGUUAUCCUACCCAAAUAAAACUCAUCCCAACUACAUCUCAAUAAUCGAUGGAAGUGGAAAUGAGAUUUUCAACACAUCCUUAUAUGAACCACCUUGUCCAGGAUAUGAAAAUGUUUCAGAUGUUGUGCCACCGUUCAGUGCUUUCUCUCCAAAAGGAGUGCCUAAGGGUGACCUAGUAUAUGUUAACUAUGCACGAACUGAAGACUUCUUUAAACUUGAGCGGGACAUGAAAAUCAGUUGCUCUGGGAAGAUUGUGAUUGCCAGAUAUGGAAAAAUUUUCAGAGGAAAUAAGGUUAGAAAUGCUGAGUUGGCAGGGGCCAAAGGAAUCAUUUUGUACUCAGACCCUGCUGAUUCCUCUGCCCCUGGAGUGGCACCCUAUCCAGAUGGGUGGAGUCUUCCUGGAGCUGGUGUUCAGCGUGGAAAUGUCUUAACCCUUAAUGGUGCAGGGGAUCCUCUUACGCCUGGUUACCCAGCAAAUGAAUAUGCUUAUAGGCGGGAAAUCACAGAAGCUGUUGGUCUUCCAAGUAUUCCUGUUCACCCAAUUGGUUACCACGACGCACAUAAGCUGCUCGAGAAAAUGGGUGGGUCAGCAGCACCAGAACAGAGCUGGAAAGGAAGCCUUCCUGUGCCUUACAAUGUUGGACCAGGCUUCACUGGAAACUUUUCUACUCAAAAAGUCAAGAUGCACAUCCAUUCCAACAAUAAGGUAACAAGAAUUUAUAAUGUCAUAGGAACACUCAGAGGAGCAGUGGAACCAGACAGAUAUGUCAUUCUUGGAGGUCACCGUGAUGCAUGGGUAUUUGGUGGCAUUGACCCUCAAAGUGGAGCAGCUGUUGUUCAAGAAAUCGUGAGGAGUUUUGGGACACUGAAAAGAAAAGGUUGGAGACCUAGAAGAACAAUUUUGUUUGCAAGUUGGGAUGCAGAAGAAUUUGGUCUUCUUGGCUCUACUGAGUGGGCAGAGGAUAAUUCUAGAAUUCUUCAAGAGCGUGGUGUGGCCUACAUUAAUGCAGAUUCUUCAAUAGAAGGUAAUUACACUCUGAGAGUUGAGUGUACACCACUCAUGUACAGUUUGGUAUACAAUCUGACAAAAGAGCUUCAAAGCCCUGAUGAAGGCUUUGAAGGCAAAUCCCUUUAUGAAAGCUGGAAUGAGAAGAGUCCUUCCCCUGAGCUGACUGGCAGGCCCUGGAUUGGCAAGUUAGGAUCUGGGAAUGAUUUUGAGGUGUUCUUCCAAAGACUUGGGAUUGCUUCAGGCAGAGCAAGAUACACUAAAAAUUGGGCAACAAGCAAAUUCAGCAGCUAUCCAUUAUAUCAUAGUGUCUAUGACACAUAUGAGCUGGUGGAAAAGUUUUAUGAUCCAACUUUUAAGAAUCACCUUGCUGUGGCCCAGGUUCGAGGAGGGAUGGUAUUUGAAGUAGCCAAUUCCGUGGUGCUCCCUUUUAACUGUCAAGAUUAUGCUGUUGUUUUGAAAAAGUACACCGACAAAAUCUACAACAUUUCCAUGAAACAUGAACAAGAAAUGCAAAAAUACGGAGUAUCAUUUGAUUCGCUUUAUUCUGCAGUGGAAAAUUUUACAGAAAUUGCUUCUAAGUUUAAUGAGCGGCUUCAUGAUUUGGACAAAAACAACCCAAUAUUGUUGAGAAUUGUGAAUGAUCAGCUGAUGUUUCUUGAACGAGCAUUUAUUGAUCCUUUAGGAUUACCAAAUAGACCUUUUUAUAGGCAUGUCAUCUAUGCUCCAAGCAGCCACAACAAGUAUGCAGGGGAGUCAUUCCCAGGAAUUUAUGAUGCUCUGUUUGAUAUCAGAAGCUCAGUCAUGCCUUCCAAGGCCUGGGGAGAGGUGAAGAGACAGAUUUCUAUUGCUGCCUUCACAGUGCAAGCAGCAGUGGGGAUGCUGAGAGAAGUCGCCUGAGAAGCAGCGUCAGUGCCCUGUGGAGUUGGGACAGUGCAUCACUCAACAGUAGAUGAUAGAUGUAUCGGUAAACUGAAAAAUUAAGUGCACUCAUAUCUAAGCAGACUUUUUUCCCCCUCCCUGUGGACCAAAAUAAAAGAUGGGUGACUUGAUUCUGUAAUCAUUGACAGUACUGCUGCAGGUGAAGUGUUAGAACUAAGGGAAGCAGCCGGAUGUUAAAGCUCAUAUGUGAGUAAGGAAUCACGUUUAAUCUAGCACUCCAGCCACAAUUCUGUUGAGGCACGCACUGAAAAUGUCAACAUGUUAGAAAGCUCAUGGGAAAACACGCAGGGUGCUGCCUUAGAUUCCACUCGCUGAGACAGUGUCAGAAGACUGCAGUGAAACUCUAGUCUGAGCUUACUGCAGACCAAUGCAGAUUCCCCAUACCAGAGCAUAAAUACUUAAAAUUUUUAUUUUUCAUAAUUUUUGCUAAAGUAUAAUUGCAUGCAUAAAAUAGAAUGUGAGUGAGAGAAUAUUUCAUGUAUGCGAGGGUAUAUAUAGUGAAAAAUGAUUUUAAAACAAAGCAUUAAACAUUUAACCCUCACUCCCAAGAACUAGAUUAAAGGCCUACAGAGAUAAUAUAGUGUGUAAUGUAUUUGCCUUGCACGUGGCCGACCCAGGUUCAAUCCCCGGCAUCCUAUAUGGUCUUAGCACUGCCAGGAGAAAUUCCUGAAUGCAGAGCCAGGAGUAACCCCUGAGCAUUGCUGAGUGUGACCCCAAAAAACAAAACAAAAAAAAAAAAGAAAAAAGAACCUGAUUAACAAGAGAGAUGUUUGGGUUUCCCAUGUGCUUCAGAGAUGCUCACUUUUUAAAUUUUUAAAAUAUUUUCUAUUAUUUACAAUUUUACCACAUUGGCUAUAUUCCAAUAAAAUAUACCAAUACAAUUUUUUGGCUUUUUGAAAACUAUAUAAGUAAAAUCAUGCUAUCUGCAUUUUUCUAGGUGUGACUUUUUAAACUCACCUUUAGAUUUAUUCAUGUAGCACUAUGAAUGAUGCUUACCAGGUUUUACUGAAACAGUUCCUGUGGGAAUGCCAUUGCCCCCUGCCCUUUUAUUUUCUGAUCGAGGAUUCUUAGUAUGGUGGGUGGACUGCGUCUUCUGUGGAAUUUUCUAGUGAUUGAGUAUGUCAGUUUCCCAGAUUUGUCCCAUCUGGUUGGGGGCGAGGGGUGCCAUCUCAGGACCUGGCACAAGAUCUUAAUGCUGCAAUAAAAUAUUAGCAUUCUUGUU